Messenger RNA from Anoplopoma fimbria (sablefish), 3192 nucleotides. It is a transcript of the gene cry1b, whose product is annotated as cryptochrome circadian regulator 1b. NCBI's taxonomy places the organism in Eukaryota, Metazoa, Chordata, Actinopteri, Perciformes, Anoplopomatidae. Gene Ontology annotation, biological process: negative regulation of DNA-templated transcription; circadian regulation of gene expression; entrainment of circadian clock by photoperiod. The transcript has 11 exons. The record is from RefSeq and is a predicted model, not a curated record. Gene Ontology annotation, molecular function: FAD binding; DNA binding. Gene Ontology annotation, cellular component: cytoplasm; nucleus. The coding region runs from base 432 to 2144 and encodes 570 amino acids.
GCUACAAUGUGUACACAUUGUUACGUUUGACGAGUUAGUUUGGAAAGGUUGGAUGUGCAUUAUCUUUGUGUAGACUCACGAUACAUGCGGAGACAAACCGGAGAUAAUUGAGCUUUUCUUCUUCUUGCGAGCUAGUAGUUAAAUGGUGACAAUUUGCACAUAGGUGCUGGUUGAAAUCGUGUUUCUUCUGAACGACGUCCCGUUUAAAUCAACGUUCAUCGUUGCAUCGUUCACCGUUAUCCUCUUGUCUGCUCAACUCUGUGGAUACAUUGAUGGAGCAAGGUUAAGGUCAGACAGACACUCAUCACCAACCGACCAGGGUCAAAGCUUCUCCGUCCACGGAUGCGAAUGAACACUUGACUACUUUUGAUUUUUGUUGGCUUUUGGGAUCCCCUACCCCUCACCGGGAAUAAAGAAAGAGAGCAGGCGACAUGGUUGUCAACACCAUCCACUGGUUCAGGAAGGGACUACGGCUGCACGACAACCCGUCUCUAAGGGACUCCAUCCGGGAUGCGGACACCCUGCGCUGCGUUUACAUCCUGGACCCCUGGUUUGCAGGGUCCUCCAAUGUGGGCAUCAACAGGUGGAGGUUUUUGUUGCAAUGCUUAGAGGACUUGGAUGCCAGCCUGCGCAAACUCAACUCACGCUUGUUUGUCAUCAGAGGCCAGCCUACAGAUGUCUUCCCUCGAAUCUUUAAGGAAUGGCAGAUUAACCGUCUUUGUUACGAGUAUGACUCUGAGCCGUUUGGCAAGGAACGUGAUGCUGCCAUCCAAAAACUAGCCAGCGAGUCUGGGGUGGAGGUCAUGGUGCGGACUGCUCACACCCUCUACAAUCUGGACAAGAUCAUAGAACUCAACGAUGGUCAGUCUCCUCUUACGUACAAGCGCUUCCAGGCGCUCAUCAACCGUAUGGAUGCUGUGGAGCUGCCUGCAGAGACAAUCACAUCCGAGGUCAUCAAAAAAUGUGCCACACCCAUCAGCGAGGACCAUGAUGACAAGUUUUCGGUGCCCUCCCUGGAAGAGCUUGGUUUUGAGACAGAGGGCCUGACCACAGCAGUAUGGCCAGGUGGAGAAACAGAAGCCCUCAUGAGGCUAGAGCGGCAUCUAGAAAGAAAGGCAUGGGUUGCAAACUUUGAGCGUCCCCGUAUGAACGCCAACUCCCUGCUGGCCAGUCCCACAGGCCUCAGCCCCUACCUGCGCUUUGGAUGUCUCUCCUGUCGGCUCUUCUACUUCAAACUUACUGAUCUUUACAAGAAGGUCAAGAAAAACAGCACCCCACCACUUUCUUUGUAUGGCCAGCUGUUGUGGAGGGAGUUCUUCUAUACGACUGCCACCAACAACCCCUGCUUUGACAAGAUGGAGGGAAACCCUGUUUGUGUACAGAUCCCCUGGGACCGAAACCCAGAGGCGCUGGCCAAGUGGGCAGAGGGACGGACAGGCUUUCCCUGGAUAGACGCCAUUAUGACCCAGCUGAGGCAGGAGGGGUGGAUCCAUCAUUUGGCGAGGCAUGCUGUGGCCUGCUUCCUCACCAGGGGAGACCUCUGGGUCAGCUGGGAGGAAGGCAUGAAGGUGUUUGAAGAGCUGCUCAUAGAUGCUGACUGGAGUGUAAAUGCUGGCAGCUGGAUGUGGCUUUCUUGCAGUUCAUUUUUCCAGCAGUUCUUCCACUGCUACUGCCCUGUGGGAUUUGGAAGACGCACAGACCCCAAUGGGGACUACAUACGGCGUUAUUUGCCCAUAUUGAGAGGUUUUCCAGCCAAAUACAUCUAUGAUCCUUGGAAUGCCCCAGAGGAAGUACAGAAGGCAGCCAAGUGUAUCAUUGGAGUCCACUACCCAAGGCCCAUGGUGAACCAUGCUGAGGCCAGCCGCAUCAACAUAGAGCGCAUGAAGCAACUUUACCAGCAGCUGUCCAGCUACAGAGGACUGGGCAUGCUGGCAGCGGUACCUGCCAAUCCCAACAACGGUGCAAACGGCAGUGGUGUCGGAGGAGUCAACUCAGGGACCAGUCACGGUCCGGGAGGGUCCUAUGAAGGUCUCUCCACACAUGCAGGAACAUCUCGAACAGAAAGAGGUAAUUCCACGCAGAAGCGACGGCAUGAAGAAGCUCCACCCAAAAGCAGCUCUAAAUCCUGGAGACCGAGCAAAUAGUGUGCAAAAAGAAGAAUACAAAGGGUCCCUCAGUCAUCUGGACAGCAUCUUCUCCUGCAGUGCCGUCAACUGACACACAGUUGUAACUGUAACUAACAACCAUAGAUAUAUCCAUGGAUCUAUAACAUGUCUUGGUCACCAGAUCAGACACAUCACACAUCUCAGGAACGCACAGACAAUGCUAAUAUUAAAGAGAGAGAACCCUGUAUUAGCAGAGUAUAAAAUGAAAAAAAACAAUUCAUCUAUAAAGUCUUAGAACCAGGGUGUUGUGAGGCAGCCUAUUGUCUUCCACUACAGUAUGUAACUGUACAACUGUUAAAACCACUAGUCCUUAUUACCAAUGCCCUUUUUCCACUCAACAGCCCACAUCUGUCAGGCAUCAGGGGGAAAACUGUAAUUCAGUGGAUUUUUAAAUGUGAAUGUUUAUCUAGGCAUCAUCUCUCAUAUAUAGUGAGCUGAAUACACAUUUUAAAUACCUGACUGCUUCGACCUCUACAUCUUAUGUGAAAAUGACAAAAUCUGAAAUCUCCUUCCCAUCUGAAUGAUGGGGAAACAAGAACACAAUCUGGAGACAGUGGAAGAUUUCUUGUUUAUGGCUGACACCCUCAGCCAGGAUCAUAUCAUCAUAUCAUAUCAGACAUAAUAUGACCUGGAUAACACACAGUUGUAUCUUUUCUCAAAAACAAGCCCCCAAAUAUUUCAUAUAGAAGAAUAUAAGGUUACACUGCCAUGAAUGUACAUAGUGUGAGAACGUUUUUUCUCAAAGAUGUAAAACACAAAAGCCUGAUGUAAAGUAGUAAUGAAUAUUAGCAGCAAAGCUGUCGGGUUUGACACUAAGGCAGGUCUUACAAAGGCCAUUAUACAUUUUGUAAAUAUUUGUUUUAAUUUCCAACUUUUGUAUAUUUGAUUCUAUGGUUUCAAAGCUACUUUUGUAAAUAAUCCGAAACCAAUGAAUGCAUGUGCUUUUGUCUCCCAUGUGAUCUUAAAUGUAUUAUUUUUGUAUAAAGAAUGACCAAAUUCUAACUUGUUGAAAUGGCAAUAAAUGAAG